Messenger RNA from Rotaria sp. Silwood2, 765 nucleotides. The record is from the annotation of a GenBank genome assembly. Lineage: Eukaryota; Metazoa; Rotifera; Eurotatoria; Philodinida; Philodinidae.
AUGCCGACAGUAAUCGAUAUUGUUAUUUGUAUUGAUUACACAUCAUCAAUAAUGUCCUAUUUUGAUCAAAUUCGUAUAAUGAGUUUAGUUAUUUGUGCAGUGGCAUUAACAAAUCAAGAUGGUGUUCGUAUAGGUAUUAUUAAAUUCCGAUCAUGUUAUGAUAGAUGGAGAACACAAGUAUAUGGAUUUACUCAAAAUAUAAAUGUCAUUAAUCAAAUACUCACUGGAAAUGACCUAGGUGGAACAAGUCCAGAUAGAUGUAAAGUUGUGGGUGAUGCCUUGCAUGAAGCUCUCAACUUCCCAUGGCGUGUUAACAAUGACGAUCAGGUAUUCAACGAAAAACUUGUUAUUUUAAUUACUGAUGGUGCUCCGAAUGGUCUUUUUACGACAUUAAAUGGUGCAGAUCCUUGGAUAAUAUCGAAUAAGUUUAUGAAAAAAGAUAUAACUUUAGUCGUUGUUGGUGUUGGAGAAGGUAUUAAUGAAUGUGAUGAUUUUUACUGUGCAUUAGCUCAGAAUACAGGUGGUCAAUACAUUCCGUUGGUCAAUGCUGAACGUAUUCUUCAAAAUAUUAUUGAAACGGUUAUUAAUGAAGAAACAACAUUUCAUCAAUGUCUUCGUCAUGUCAUGAUUGAAGAAAUUGAAAAAAAUUCAUCAUUUAAAUAUUCAUACAUGAAAGAUCGAGUUAAUGAUAUGAUCAAAGAAUGUCAAACAAUAGAUGAUAUUCGACAAUUAUUUUUCAAUCAUCGUUUAUCUACUCUUUCAUAA